AUGUCCAUCAACAUCCAACAAUCGCAGUUAGAGAAUACUACCAAGUUGGAUGUUAUCGACCCUUUAUUCAAUGAUCAGGAAUGUCAUGCCAAUGACACACAAGAAAACUGUAACAUGGUUAUUACAGAUGCAAUCCCAGUCUCUUACUGGAAUCCUGAACAUGACAAUCACUCAGUUGAAAAUAAGCGAAGGCGUGUAUCCACUGAAUUAGAGGAAGAAAUACAGAAGGAUUUCAGCAUUUGGGAAUUAUUUAAAACCGAGAACAUUGAAGAGAUUAAUGGUGAAGCUAUAGAUCCCCAAAAACUUCAAAAGAAUUUAAAAGGAUGGAAAAUUGAGAAGCGAAGGCGUUGUGGAAGCAAUGCAAAUGAAAGAAAGGACCAGUUUUACUGUCAUGAAAUUUCUAAAAGAAAACUUAGAUCGCUAGUGGAAGUAAGAAGAUGCGUGGAGGAGAAUUCAUAUCUGAGAAAGGAAUCGGAUAAUCCUGAAGACUCAAAGGUUGAUCUAAUCGAUGGGAGAAGCGUGUUGCCUAAUACAACUGAUGCAAUUGAGAGUCAUGGAAGAGUUGAAGAAUUGGAGAAAGAUAACAAACUUUCAAGAAAGUCAAAGCCUGUAACAUGCUCUAAGUGCCAUAAACAAGGACACAAUGCAAGGACCUGCAAAGGAUGA
Molecule: messenger RNA, 666 nt
Organism: Lactuca saligna
Lineage: Eukaryota; Viridiplantae; Streptophyta; Magnoliopsida; Asterales; Asteraceae
Source: the annotation of a GenBank genome assembly